This is a messenger RNA of Homarus americanus (American lobster), 1903 nucleotides long. RefSeq names its product histone acetyltransferase KAT6A-like. The transcript is spliced from 8 exons. Bases 80 to 1903 code for a protein of 607 amino acids. NCBI's taxonomy places the organism in Eukaryota, Metazoa, Arthropoda, Malacostraca, Decapoda, Nephropidae. The record is from RefSeq and is a predicted model, not a curated record.
CGCAACUUUUGAGAGUUGAGGUAAGCAAUUGAUUAAGUUGGUAUUGCUCACCGCAUUGGCCUUAAACAAAAGACUUGUGAUGGAGCAGGACCAUUCGUGGCCAAGAGGCCGACAUGGAUGGAAUAGUGAUAGUAUGGCGCUGGGUCUGAGGGAAGGGGAUCCUCAGUCUCCCAGAAGGAUGCACCACUCAGGCUCACCCUCACACAAGUUCAGACAAAAUAGACCAGUUUGGGAUGACACUGUACAUGACUUGGCUUCCAUGAGACUGACUCCAGCUGAAUUAGCACGGAAACUUGCAGCUCGUCAGUCUUCUAAUAAGGUCAUUGCAAGAGCACAGCUGCUGGAACAAAGCCGAAGACCAGGAUCUUAUAGUCCAAACCUGCCUCCUUCCUUGGCUGCCAGGCUUCAAGCUGCUAGGCAACAGAAGGUGGAUUCAUUACUGGCUCAAUCCAAUACAACCUUGCUGGCUUCACAGAAAAUUCGAUACUCUGAGACGCGGGCUAUGCAAGAUUUAAAAAUGAUACAUCAACAGCGGAAACCUGAUGGAGAAGAGGACACAAGGUUAAGUGAAGGUGAUGUCAGACCAGGUGAUGUGCCCAGGAAAAUCUCUCAACAACAGGAUGGUGGUGGUGACACUUCCACUACCGGUAAUCAUGAUCAAAUGAGAGCUUCAGGAGUUGAAACUAAAGUUGAGAAAACCAAAUCACUAAAUCAAAACAGCAAAGCAGAAACUUCUGUUGUCACUUUAAAGGAAUCAAGACAAAGAGAGCUAGCAGAGGACACAGCAAAGCAGAGGGCCAUGUCCUCAUCAUCAAGAUUGACUAAAGAUACAAGGAAACCAGUUGAGAGCAGCCAUGGGGCAGCAACAAGGACCAGCUUAGAUCAUACAAUAACGAUGGUGGUGAACACAUGCAGAGAACUUUGGCUGCAACUAGAGGAGGAAAGACUUACUAGGGAACGACUUCAACAGCAGCUCCAACAACAAGGGAAUGUUAUAACUACAUUGACUGCAGAGUUGUUGCAGAUUCAAGAUCAGCAAGAAGCAAUCCUGCGGGAGGUAAGCGAUGCUCGUGCCUCAGGCCUCUGGGGAGUUGAGGGAGAUUUAAGUGGUGGCAGCAGUGGCAGUACUGAUGGUGGGGAUGACUUAAUCAGUACCCAGACAUCUAGUGGUAGGAUUACUGGAGGAAGACCCAGCCCUCAGCCACUAUCCACCCGCCACCCUCAGAGGUCCAUCCUUAGGGCCACUCGUACCAUUCCCCCACCACAUAUGCGACAGCCACCUCCAUACCAGAUGCAUCAUCAGACAGCAAGAACUCAUCAACAAGAUUCGCAUUUACCACCGUCUCAUCAAUCCCCACAUUCACCACGCCCUCAUCAACCCCCACAUUCACCACGCCCUCAUCAACCCCCACAUUCACCACGCCCUCAUCAACCCCCACCGCCCUCAUCUUCCACCACGCCUCAUCAAACACUCACAUUCACCGCCCCCCUCAUCAUCAACCCCCACAUUCACCACACCCUCAUCAACCCCCACAUUCACCACGCCCUCAUCAACCCCCACAUUCACCACGCCCUCAUCAACCUGCAUUACAUCCGCAUUCACAGUCUCACACACCAUCUUUAUGUCCACCAGAAAUAUCUUCAUCACAAGAUCAGGGAUGCACUGGUAAGUGAACAGUGUACAUCUAAUGUGCCUGAUGGAAAAACUCUUUCCACUCACUCAGACUUUUCCAAGUUGUCACAUGAGGGCUCAGCAGAAGUGAAGUCCUCUGACAAGAAUGUGAGAGGCAUGGGAGAGAAGCAGGCUGUUGCAGCAGCUAACAAAGAAAAUAGUCUCAUUUCAGUGAGGGAAGAGAGUGUCAUGGACUCAUCAAUUGCAGAACUGCUUGAAAAGAAGAAAUAA